AUGGGUAAUGCGAUAAAGAAAGUGUUUCCAAACACUCGACACCGCUUUUGUGACUGGCAUAUUAAAAAGCAUGAGUCUGAACACCUUCGACCAUUUGUUACCCGUUAUAGUGAUUUUCAGGAAUCAUAUAAAGAUUGGGUGAAUAGUGACACCAUUGAAGAGUUUGAAAGCAAAUGGGAAGUUAUACGUAUUAAGUAUAAUUUGGAAAAUAAUUUUUGGAUAAGUCAAAUGUAUAGCCAACGGAUACAUUGGGCUAAAGCUUUUCUUAAAGAUAUUUUCUUGGCUGGUAUGACAACCAGUGGACGAAGUGAGAGUAUUAAUUCCUUUUUUGAUGGAUUUGUCAAUUCGAGCACCAUGUUGAAUGAAUUCGUAAUACAAUAUGACAAAGCAGUUAAGUCUCGAAGGGCAGCCGAAGAAGAUGAGGACUUUAAGACAAUGAACUCAAGAGCAAUUCUUUCUUCUGUGCAUCCAAUUGAAGCAAAAGCAGAAGAAAUAACAUAUCGAGUUGGGCAAAUGAAUAUUGAUAAAAAAUAUUGGAGAAUUGUUAGCUUCCGUUUGGUAGUGGGUGGUGGUCGCGCAGUGGAGAUGCAUAGUGAUGUGUGGUGGUGGUGGAGUUAG
Lactuca sativa (garden lettuce) is the source of this 618-nucleotide messenger RNA. Its product is annotated as protein FAR1-RELATED SEQUENCE 5-like. NCBI's taxonomy places the organism in Eukaryota, Viridiplantae, Streptophyta, Magnoliopsida, Asterales, Asteraceae. Gene Ontology annotation, biological process: regulation of DNA-templated transcription. The record is from RefSeq and is a predicted model, not a curated record.